Molecule: messenger RNA, 360 nt
Organism: Aspergillus caelatus
Lineage: Eukaryota; Fungi; Ascomycota; Eurotiomycetes; Eurotiales; Aspergillaceae
Exons: 1
Coding region: 16-192 (58 amino acids)
Source: RefSeq, a predicted model, not a curated record
GUGAUACCAUGGCAGAUGUUGGUUAGCAAGACUCGUAAAACGGCCGCAGAAGUAGCCAUUUUCGGUCGCCUGCUAACCAUCACAGCAUUAAAUGGAGUACUUCUUCUGCAUGCAACUUCAAGUCCGCCUUGUGCUCCAAGGUGGUACCACAGACGCCACAUUCUACACACAUAUCCUGCGGGAAACGCUUGAUAUGCUUGUCCCUAAAGUGUCGCAUGGGAGACCCAGGGGUACUAUAAUCCUUCAGUCACUGGAUUAAUAGAAGGUGGGUUCUACCCAGGCAGAGAAAGUAAAGUGUCGGCCUUUACUCUAGAGAUUUUAUUACAGGGGCAAAGGCUUGCUGGAAGGUAGUCACAGAUU